UAAGUUUAGCUCCAGUAUAGAAAUUUUAGUCUUUUACUUCUCUCCCUAAGAGGAGUGUUGAGUGAAAUGUUUUAUUUCAUAAUUAUAUUAUUUAGUCGAACUAUAACACCUUCUGCCCUCACACCUAUUGUAGGAGGUGACAUUGUUAGAAAUGAGGGUGUUAUUAAAUAUCCCUACAUGGUGUCAUUGCAGCAGAAAUUCAACAAAACCCCUGAAAAUGAUGAAUUUUACUAUAAACAUUUUUGUGGUGGAAGUUUACUUAACUCAGAAUGGAUUUUAUCGGCAGGCCAUUGUUUAUGGAACAAAAAUAUUGCAAAUGUUUUCGCUGUAAUAGGCCAUAAAAAUAUAACAAAUAUUAGUCAAAAACAUCGUUUUGCAAUUGAUCGCGUUGAAUUUAUCCACUUUCAGCCGACAAAUCUGCAAAAUGAUAUCGCUUUGUUACAUUUACAAACGAACAAUAAAUUCCCCGAUAUAAAUUUUAACAACUAUGAUUUCUAUGGAAACUUGCCUAGUUAUGGAAUGAAGGCCUUUAGAAAAAAUCCCUGUAAAAUAAUUGGCUUUGGAGCAAAAAGACAUGCUGGACUAAUACAGGAACAAUUACAUGAAGCCGAAGUUUAUGUUAUUACUAACAAACGAUGCCGUUCGCUAUUGGGAUAUGUUUGGGCACCACAAAAAGGAGACAAUACAGUAUGUGCUUUAGGAAUUUCUCAGGAGGACACAUGCCAGGGAGAUUCCGGUGGUCCUUUAAUAUGCCAAUAUAAUGGAAAAUAUUAUAUAUAUGGUAUAGUAUCGUAUGGUUUAACUUGCGGCAUUAAAGGUAUGCCUAGCAUUUAUACGCUUACUGGUCCCUAUAUUGAAUGGAUUCAUUUGAUAAUUAAUGAGUGAAUUAUUACAAAUAAUUUAAACACAUACAAAUUUUAAAUUACAGCAUACAUAAUAAAUU
Molecule: messenger RNA, 943 nt
Organism: Lucilia sericata (common green bottle fly)
Lineage: Eukaryota; Metazoa; Arthropoda; Insecta; Diptera; Calliphoridae
Product: chymotrypsin-like elastase family member 1
Exons: 6
Coding region: 67-885 (272 amino acids)
Biological process (GO): proteolysis
Molecular function (GO): serine-type endopeptidase activity
Source: RefSeq, a predicted model, not a curated record